Arachis ipaensis is the source of this 459-nucleotide messenger RNA. NCBI's taxonomy places the organism in Eukaryota, Viridiplantae, Streptophyta, Magnoliopsida, Fabales, Fabaceae. The record is from RefSeq and is a predicted model, not a curated record.
AUGAAUCGAGUUUUUGUGUGGCAAACAAAUGCUGUUAAUAAUGCAUGCCACCUAAUUGGGAUAUUCUCAGCUGAGAAGUUUAUAAAAAAGUUAGCAGAAGUUCAGGCCCAACAUGUCGAGGCUCAAAUUCAUAAUCUCAAUGAAGAGCUUUUUCAACGUGUUACUCAACAGACAGAUGAGCGUAUUAGUAAGUUGUUAGAUACACGCUUGGCUCCUUUGGAAAAGACUCAAAAGAAGUUAGAAAAGUUAGAACGGGCAAUUGGAAAGGCCAAGAAGGAAAAGCUGAAACACAAGAGAUGGAAUGAGGCUUAUGUUAGCUAUUACAAGAAGGUUAGAGCGUCAAGUAGUUCCACUACUGCUCCACUGCCACCGCCACCGCCACCGCCGCCACCUUCAAUCUCUUCGGAUGAAGACUAUGAUGAUGAUGGGGAUGAAGAUGACACUGAGGACUAUAGUUGA